This is a messenger RNA of Recurvomyces mirabilis, 1080 nucleotides long. RefSeq lists its product as uncharacterized. Bases 1 to 1080 code for a protein of 359 amino acids. The record is from RefSeq and is a predicted model, not a curated record. Gene Ontology annotation, molecular function: FAD binding. NCBI's taxonomy places the organism in Eukaryota, Fungi, Ascomycota, Dothideomycetes, Mycosphaerellales, Teratosphaeriaceae. The transcript is spliced from 2 exons.
AUGCCUCCACCCCAAAUAAGUAUCAUAGGCGCAGGCAUAGCCGCCCUCACCCUCGGCCGCAGUCUAGCCCGGCACAGCAUCCCCUACACCAUCUUCGAACGCGACAGUGCCGAGACAGCUCGCCGGAGGCAUCGCUAUGGCAUUACCCUGGAACCGCAAGCCUACAGACCACUACUCGACUAUCUCGAUCUCGAUGCUAAGGCCUUUCGGGAUCGGUUGGCCGUAGAUGGCGGUGUGGGUGGGACGGGGUAUCAAGGUGGCAAUACCGCCUCCUCUCCAGCUUCUGCUAUGCAAGCGUUCCGAGCGAACAGGCAGAAACUUGAGGCUCUGCUUUCCCAAGAUCUGCAUGUCCGGUACGAGCACGUCCUCUCGAGUCUCGCCCGCUCUGGUGACACGACCACCCUUACCUUCGCCAACGGCCAAGAAGUCAAAGCAAAUCUCGUGAUAGCGGCCGAUGGCGUGCACUCCUCCGUCCGCAACCUCCUGUCCAUGAAAGCCGAAUUGAAGACCCUCCCUUACGCCGUCUACCGCGGAAAGCGCCUGAUAAAAGCUGCAGAGGAUGCUGCUCAAGCUUACCAGUUAUUAUUCCACGCCGUGCAGAAAGAAGGGGGGAUAGUCCUGCAGCAUCGCCAAGGCCAAACACUCCUACAAAUCCAAAUCGAUGAUCUCACGGCUGAGCAGGCGGAUGUGACAUACACCUACUCCCGCCCUGGAGGUCGCGAACCACAAGAUCCACUCUUCAAACCCUCGCGAUCCAAAUCCGACGCCAGAGAAACACCCACCGCCCUUUUUGACGAAGUCGCGCAGCUUUCUAGCCUACCAGAUAUCUUCGCCGAAGUGUUCGAUGCGGAGAAGAUGCGUAAAGAUCGCCUUCUAAACUGGCUUAUGCGGUCCCUGCCACCACCAACCGAAGCCGAGAUGACGAGAGCAGUGCAGGAGAAUGGAGUGGUCUUACUGGGGGACAGUGCGCAUGCUAUGCCGAUCCUAGGCAGUUAUGGGGCGAAUGCUGCUAUUGAAGACGCUGUGGCGUUGGGAGAGUGUAUUGCUGAUGAAGAGUUGAAGGGUGGAGAAGAUUGGUAG